Molecule: messenger RNA, 630 nt
Organism: Aspergillus wentii DTO 134E9
Lineage: Eukaryota; Fungi; Ascomycota; Eurotiomycetes; Eurotiales; Aspergillaceae
Exons: 2
Coding region: 1-630 (209 amino acids)
Molecular function (GO): protein binding
Source: RefSeq, a predicted model, not a curated record
AUGCCCUUAUCACUGUCCGACCUCCCAACUGAAAUCUUAUAUCUCAUAUUCAAGCGCCUUGAUCGGCCUAGCAAGCUUUCGCUUGGUCUGACUGGACCUCACUUCCUCACUCUGUUCGCCGCCUACUAUGACCUUGACCGGUAUCGCAAUGAACCCGAGGCUAUAGAAAAGCUUGGUUACCACUGGGCCUCAUGGGAUGAACCUGCAGCGCUGGCCGCUGUCAUUAGAUAUCUCGCCAUGAGUGGCCAUGAUCACAUGGACGACCCAGCUCCUGGGACAAUUAGCCCGCCAGAAGCUGUAGAACCAGUAGACGAGCUGGCAUCAAUUCUCGACCCAGAAGCUCUGUCGCAUUUUUUGAUGACAGAUGAGGCUGUGCCACCGCCGUAUAAAGACACGGAGGAGGGCAAGGAGGAUCUACUGGUUCAAUGUAUCGUUUCGGAUUGGCUUGAAACGCGGUUCAACGUCCAAGGCGGUUGUAUUCUGUGUGCAGAGUGCUGUCGAUGGGUUUUCCGCCGUGGGCCAAAUGGAAGACAUACUCGAUGGGCACAGAAAAUGCUCAAUAACCCCGUCUGGUUAAGACACUGUGGCCGUUGUGCUGCCAAACAUGCUCCUCCUGAGAACAUCUCAUGA